This is a messenger RNA of Stylophora pistillata, 3777 nucleotides long. RefSeq lists its product as uncharacterized. Lineage: Eukaryota; Metazoa; Cnidaria; Anthozoa; Scleractinia; Pocilloporidae. Gene Ontology annotation, cellular component: Golgi apparatus. The record is from RefSeq and is a predicted model, not a curated record.
UUAGACGACUUAGACAAUCCGGUCAAUCACAUGGAAUUCAGAGCAUGCACCCGGAGCUCGCUGUGAGUGUCAAGGUUGCAAAAGAGGUUUGAUUGUGCCACUAUUGACAUUGGCUGAGGCCACGUUGGGAAAUUGAAGUAGAGGUAUGCGCUUGGUUUUCGAAAGGGAUAAGCGCCCCAUCCUGCCUCCUGCCCCAUACUUCGCAAACUCUCCACUUCCUCUAUGGGAUAAACGUGUCUUGCCCUUUCGUUCAUGUCAUUCCACCCUCUGCGUUCAGUACGUGUUCCAUUAUUUCAAUCACGAAUUAGUAGUAAAGUGAUCAUAGCGACCGCUGGUUCACCCAAUCUCUCUUUUAGAAUUAUUAAGUGUACAAAGCAUAGAAAGAGGUUUGAUUGUGCCACUAUUGACAUUGACUGAGGCCACUUGUACAGUUUGAUUAGUUUGUAAAAUUUUCUUAUUUCAACCGCGCCUCCUGAAGAGAAAAGGGUAAGUUUGUUUUGAACGCGCCUAGCGCGCGGUGAAAUGGGGAGCGCUCGCAAGAAUUCUGGGUACAUUGGAGGUCUUUUGUAAGAAUCUGUAAUGGAAUGAUUACAAUUACAAACCGUGGACCUGGAGAAUUCAGUACUGUUCUGGAAGAAAAAAUGUCCACCUAAUAAUAAGAAAGUACAAAAGAAAAUCCUUUUCAGCAGAUAAAGUAAUAUCGAUCAAAGCGACGGAGGAUUGCGCUCUCCGACGGAUUGUUAGAGAUAGGGUCAACAUGGAAUAGUUAAUUAACUGCCAUGUUACAAUACUUAAAGACUUCCUGAUUUAUUUCUGUGGUGCCUUAAUGUAGAGCAGAAACUCUUUGUAUGGAAAUGGAAAGAAUACUGAACAUCCGCAGACCGCCAGAACAGAGUCAAAGUGGACUAUCGAGGGCUUCGAAAAUAUUUUUCGGCUGUGACAUUUUCCAAGUGGUUGCUGUCGUGGUAUUUCAAGGUUCAAUGAUGGCUCUUGGAGACUUCAGUGCUUAUAAUAAUACUCAGCAUCCUGGUAUGGGACCUGGGCGAAGGGUUUACAUGGCGAUAUACAUGGGUGCUGUGGUGUACACAUGCUUUUUGUGUUUAUUUGCAGUAAAAAGACAGAACUUUAUGGAAAUUAUAGCAUUUGACUUGCAGAACUUUGCUUUUGUUACUUAUAGCUUCAUUCAAUUAUAUCAUGUUAGAUUCAAGACAUACAAUGGGUUAAGAACAAGUAAAAAUGAUGCCCUUCCAAUUAUUGUUUUAGCAAAUGCCAGUACUCUUCUGUUACUCAAUGUUGUGUUUACAUACCUCUCAUACAAGCUAUACAUGGAAUUUGGAUGGAAAAUCUAUAAGAGAGUUCGUUUUAAUAUCAGGCUUAGAGACAUUUAUCAAGUCUACGAGUUGUUGUCUUGCCUAUUGAAAAUGGAGGUUCUGUAUUCGGGAAUGUUUGCCAUUGUUCACAGUUUGGUCCUUUUGCGUGACUCACAUAACAUCCUCUAUAUUGUGAGCAUGACAUUUAUACCAUUAACAUUCAUGUAUGCCGCUCUGGGUUAUUAUGCGACACGCCAUGAGAACAGAAUGCUCAUGAUAUUUUUUCUGACUUGGACGCUCGGUGGGAUUGGUUACUUUUUGUAUAAACUUUAUGGGUUUGUUACUCGUACAUGCAGUGGCUGUCCAGAGUUUGAAAUCGAUGGAAAAGACAUCCCUGAUGAGGCCUUCAUGCAUUUCGUAUACUUAGGAACCAUGAACCUUGUAGUCGCCUCAAUAAUACUUGGCGUGGCAGUAAAGGCAUAUCGAAAUUUUGGAAGGGGUUUGGCGCAGCAUUUCCGCCAGAAGAGGAAACCCCAAUUAAGGUACUCAGAUCGGUUAAGCCUGGGACGAGCGAGUCACUGUUACCCGGAGGAGAGCGUGAUUUCUGUGACGUCAUACGACAGCGCAAUUGAUGAGUUCGCUGAGAGCGUCCGAUUGAACAGAGGCACGUUACGCGCUGCUCAGACAGCUGUACCAUUGUUGGCCGGUAACGGUCAACUUCGGGUGGACAAGCGCAGUUGUAGUCUUCCAAAUUUGUUGUCGGAUUCAACGCCGCGGAGGCCUACCUCUUUUCCAGGCCCUUCCAAGGGGGAUAUGAAUUUGUUGAGUGGCAAUCUGCAAUCAGAGCAUGGGGAAGGAGAAGAAGAAAAAGAGAAACUAUAUGCUGCAAACCUGGAAAGCAUUUCUGAAGAGAAAACAGCUGGGAACUUGGACUCUUAUGAUUACGGACCAAAGCAGGGAUCUCUUCAAGACAGUGAAGCUGAUGAGGAAGGCUCCAGUUUUAUUCAGUUAUCAAGAAAUGGCGAUGUUACAUCUUCGGACCUUCACACUAACGGUCGUGUGAGUAACGCGGAUAGCGCUCGCGUUCCUAGAGGCGUGGCGAAAUUGCCCGAACACAGACAGAACGGCCUUACUCGAAAAACUUCUAUAGAACCAACGGAUGAAAAUAUUGCCAACGGAUGCGGCUUACAGUCUGCAAAUAACCACGAAGACACUAUUGCAGACGAUGUUGUUCAAGAUUCGUCGAUAGAAUUUAGGACGGAAAAUUCAUUACAUUUAAAUGCGCAGAUUUAUCAGAGAAUUUCAGGCCUUCCUGAAGGGGUUGUUUAACAGUGAGUCUCGAAGAGAUAUCGUAGCAGUCAUGUCAUGAUAUUUUCAGCUAUUCUAUAGAUACCUUUAUAUUCUAAGACGAGUAAGACUGCGAGUUCGAGCCUGCGUUAUUUUGGCUGGGAAAAGUUACGUCCGUACUUCCCUCAGUUAUUGGUCCAGAAAACUCGCGCCAUUUUCUCAACCAAUCAGAUGCAAAAUUAAUACCAAUCACGAAGUGGUCGCUCGCGCUUCAGUCAGUUGGCUCGUCCUCAUUGGCUCUUAAGGUUAUUUUUCUUCUCUUCUGAUUGGGCGUUGUGAAUACUUUGGUUUUGGUUUUACAACACUCAAUCGAAAAACGCUCCCUUUAGGACGGGGCUCAACUACGUCCCAGAACAAUAGCCGUGCAAACUUUGUUUUACACAAGAGCUCGAUAAAGCUUCAUGAAAAAUGCACUUACUUUUUGAAGUAUUGUCUCCUACUCGAAAUCGAACUCGUCUAAGAAAGUCUCUGUUUUUUUCUCACGUGCAGAACUACCUUCGACUCGAAGGAGUUUCCAAGUUUUUUUCCCGUUAGUUGGUGAAAUGCACAAAAGACCAUGAUAAACCAACAGGGAACAAUGGUGGCUUUGAAUUGAGAAGAUUGACGCCGAUUGUAAAUGUAAAAAUUAACAAAAAAAAAUUGGGUCUAUUUAAACGAAUGAAGGUCCUUUUUAACACAAACAGAUUUUUUUUUUAAAUUCACAUCACCGUACCUGGUUUAUUAGUGUGGAAUAAUCAAGGAACUAGCUGCAUAUGGCUGCCUUUUGGAAAAUGGUGUUUGUAACUUCUUAUUUAAGAAUACUUUGAAGAUGUAAUUUUUACAAUAAUUAUUUUCUUGUAAAUAAUCCCGACGUUUUUCUUGCAAAAGCAUCCUUUCAUCUUUUUAUUUUGUCGAGAUCGUAAAUACUUGCACUGACUCAUUUCAUUUGGAGGUGUAAACCAGAAAAUUUGUUAUCUUUUUAUUUCGAUGCAGUUGUAUAGAUAAUUAGUUUUUUUUAGGGUUUCUUUUGUGAGGAUCUUCCUUCCGUUCUGUGUGGUUUCCGUUCCGUUCUGUGUGGAAAUUUUCAACUUGCUAUUAAAGCUAUUUUUUUCUAUUUUUAUUUAUUAAAACCGAAAUAAAC